Molecule: messenger RNA, 1545 nt
Organism: Beta vulgaris subsp. vulgaris (sugar beet)
Lineage: Eukaryota; Viridiplantae; Streptophyta; Magnoliopsida; Caryophyllales; Amaranthaceae
Exons: 7
Coding region: 125-1252 (375 amino acids)
Biological process (GO): tRNA modification
Molecular function (GO): RNA binding
Source: RefSeq, a predicted model, not a curated record
UCGACGGUUUUCUUUCUACCAUUUCCAUAAAACGGUACGUUUAAUACUGUGAAUCAAAGUAUCUUUUCCUAAAACCCUCUUCGGUUCUUCCCCCAUUUUUCUUCACUUUCUUCCCUUUCUUUCAAUGGCUGCUGAAAACGAAGCAAAAACUGCAACCAACAAACGCAAAAGAGGCUACUUACCUCACAACAAAUCAGUAAGAAAGAAAGGACCUUGCCCAUUAAAACCAGGAAUUCAAGGUUUCUUUAUAACUUGUGAUGGUGGAAGAGAACACCAAGCUACUCAUGAAGCAAUUGAUGUUAUUGACAAUUUCUUUGAAGAGCUGAUCCACGGGAAGGAUUCAAGGGUUAAUACUAAGACGACAGCGUCGUCAAUACCUGAGAAAGCUUUGAACAAAAAAAUUAAGUUUUCAUACUCUGAUUCUUCUGAUAAUGAUGAAGAUGAUGAAAAUGAUGCCGAGAAUGGGAAGGAGAACCAGUCGGAAAAAGUGGCAGAAGAUGUAGAUAAUGGGAGUACCGUAGAAGAAAAAUCUGUUCCUGCAAAGACAGAUGAGCAGUUGAAUGAGGUUGAAUCUGACAAAGCUGCUGGCGAUGAUGAGGAAAAUAGUGAACAAGUUGUUGGCAAAAGCAAGGAGAAUGAGGAACCACUUGAAAAAAAGCAAUGCUGUGAUACCCAAAAGUUAGAAAGCAAAAAUCCUAGCCCAGAAAUGUCUGUCGAUAAGUUAAUUGAAGCUGAACUCAAGGAGUUAGGAGAUAAGAGCAAGCGACGUUUUUCCAAAAUUGAUACUGGCUGUAAUGGUGUUGUCAUUAUUCAAAUGCGGAGAAGGGAUGGAGACCCUAAUCCCGGAGACAUUGUACAGCAUAUGAUGGAAUCUGCUUCAGCUACAAAGAAGCAUAUGUCAAGGUUUCUGCUGAGAGUGUUACCAGUAGAAAUCUCAUGCUAUGCUUCAGAAGAGGAUAUCAAAAGAGCCAUUAAGCCACUUGUUGAACAGUACUUCCCUGUUGACGCUGAGGCACCAAUUAAGUUUGCGGUCCAGUAUGAUGCCCGUGCCAAUACUGGCAUCGAGAGGAUGAAGAUAAUAGAUGCUGUUGCGAAAUCUAUCCCUGGAACACACAAAGUAGAUCUCAAAAAUCCAGAGAAGACUAUAAUUGUCCAAGUUGUCAAGACUGUGUGCUUGAUUGGUGUCGUGGAGAAGUACAAGGAGUUGGCGAAGUAUAAUUUGAGGCAGCUAACAUCAUCAGAAACCCAAUAAGUGAGACAUUUGAUGGCGUGUUCUAGAUUUGACUUGGACAAGAACAACAACAUUUGCAACAAGGAUACGGUCCGACAUCAAAACACGCCUUGGGCUUCUCGAUGAAGCUACACAUACGCAACGGUGUAGACUAGUGGCUUCUAAUGUCUUCUAAACUCAGUAUAUUGUGUUUGUUUAGCUAGGGCAUGAUAUUAAGUUUUACAUCAAAUAAACAAAUUUGUUGUAUCAGCCAAAAUUUUAAACGCAUCAAACAGAUGUUCAUUUAACAAAUAUGUCGGUGACCCUUUACUCAA